Messenger RNA from Pestalotiopsis fici W106-1, 1473 nucleotides. RefSeq lists its product as uncharacterized. Bases 1 to 1473 code for a protein of 490 amino acids. Gene Ontology annotation, biological process: protein insertion into mitochondrial outer membrane; mitochondrial outer membrane translocase complex assembly; establishment of mitochondrion localization. The transcript has a single exon. The record is from RefSeq and is a predicted model, not a curated record. Gene Ontology annotation, cellular component: SAM complex; ERMES complex. Lineage: Eukaryota; Fungi; Ascomycota; Sordariomycetes; Amphisphaeriales; Sporocadaceae.
AUGCGCGAAUUCAUGGAUUACAUCCAGAGCGCAUUCUACGCGGCGACGGGCUGGAACCGCGACAAUUCGUACUCGUCCCUCAACGCGACGGCCGACGCACUGCUCAACUUCCCAACACCGCGAGGCCUGCGCCUAACGCUGGGCUCUCUGGCCACGCCUCAGUUCGCGACCGCCUACCAGCUCGGCACCGUCGGCGUCGUCGACGGCUCCGUCUCGUACCUGUACUCUUCGGUACCCCUCGCCGAUGCCAUUGCGCAGAGCAGCCGAAUUCCCCUGCCCGACCUUCUCAGGAGCUACAAGCCGCUGGCCGAGCUGUCACGGGGCACUACCGGCAGCGGCAACUGGAUACGAGGAUGGGAUCGCGUCGAAAAGGACACGCUGGCCUACGGGAGGCUGUACCUCCCGCUCUCCAUGCUGGAGGCCCUGGUGGUCAAGAAGUUCACACCCGACCUGCAAGUACAGGUUAGCGCUGUCUCGGAGCAGACCUUGCGCAAUGGCGGCACCAUGUUGGGCAUGGUUCAGUAUGAUGUUGGCAAGUAUGGCAUUGAGGGUCUGGCAUCCUCGGACGGGGGUCUCAUGGGUUUGCGCGGACUGUACAACUUUGGAGGGGAUGUCUCAAAGCUGCAGCCCAAGCCAGCUACGGAUGACGAUCAGGGCACACGGUAUACGAAUGGCAAUGGUAAUGGCCAGGGGAACGGCGAGCGUGAGGGCAUCUACGGGCGCUUCAGCGCUGGCGCAGAGUUGUACUACGGCACAUUAAACAAAUCCGGAGGCAUGAGUAUGGGCAUGAGGUUUGCGACUUUGCCCACGUACAAAGGAUCUCCACUCACGGCUACAAUGACCAUCAACCCCCUGAUGGGUAAUAUUAGUUGGAGUUAUGCAGUCAUGGCGGGAAAGCACUGCGCUCUGGCUAGCAGGAUGGAUUUCAACGUCUACAGCUAUGAGAGUGACUGGACUAUCGGAAUGGAGCUUUGGCGCAAGAAGGGUGCUUGGACCGUGGACAAGUCUGACGAUGCCGCAACCCUUGCCGAAGACGCUCCCACUCGCAGGGAAAGGAGCUUUCAAGCAAAGCUGGAAUGGAGAUUGGACGAACCAUUGCCAUCUGAUGAUGCACAUGCGCCGGAAGUUGUAAUUGCACCAACUCCAGCCGAGCCAGCUCUACCUGUCAGCCCAGCCGAGGCAACCAACCCAGAGCUGACCGAAUCCGUUCAGAGAAGGCAACGUAGCUUUCGUUCAAAGAUGGAAUGGAGAGCUGAUACCCCCGACGACGACCUCGCUACAAGAUUAGGGGAUGACGAGGAGGAGGAAUAUUCCGGAGUGCUAAAGGCCCGAUUGGACCAAAACUUAAAAAUCGGACUGCUCUGGGAAGGGAGAGUUCAAUCCUUGCUGUUCAGUCUAGGAAGUGGUAUAGACCUGCGCCGACUAGAUUCACCGUUUCGAAGUCUCGGCCUCGAGGUUCAGUUCUCCUCAUGA